UUUAUCAACUAGUAGGACUUUUGUAGCGGUAAGAUUCACUCGAGCGACACGGUUCUUGAUGACCAUUCUCACCAAUCCAUCUUCUCCCGUCUUCUCCAAGGCAUUAGAGAUCAAGAAUUACCUCAGCAAUGGCGUCAACUGCUUCAAGCAGCUCAAGCAUAUCCAUGGCCGCCUUCUCCGUCUCGACCUCGACCAAGACAACUACCUUCUCAACACGAUUCUUUGCUGCGGCUUAGAUUUUGGUUGCACAAAUUACACUAAACUCGUAUUUGCUCAAGCCAAAGAGCCCAAUAUUUUCCUCUGGAAUACGAUGAUUCAUCGCUUGGUUUCCAAUGAUUGCUUCGAUGAGGCUAUCGACCUUUAUGGGUCGAUGCGUGGACAAGGAUUUUUACCCAACAAUUUCACUUUCCCUUUUAUUUUGAAAGCAUGUGCUAGGAAAUUGGAUAUUCGAUUGGGACUGAAGAUUCACACCCUCGUGGUGAAAGCAGGUUUUGAUAAUGAUGUGUUUGUUAAGACCAGCUUGCUUUCUCUGUAUGCUAAGUGUGAUAAUCUUGACAAUGCACUCAUGGUGUUCGAUGAUAUUCCUGACAAAAAUGUGGUGUCUUGGACUGCUAUAAUCACUGCAUAUAUAGGCUCUGGUCAGUUUAGAGAAGCUAUUGAUGCAUUUAAAAAGCUACUUGAAAUGGGAUUAAAGGCUGAUAGCUUCUCUCUUGUCAAAGUCCUGUCUGCCUGUGCUCAGCUUGGGGAUUUCACUAGUGGUGAGUGGAUUGAUAGGUAUAUAAGUGAUAGUGGUAUGAGAAGAAAUGUUUUUGUGGCUACUUCUUUGUUGGAUAUGUAUGUCAAAUGUGGAAACAUGGAGCGAGCAAAUCUUAUCUUUAAUGCCAUGUCAGAGAAAGAUAUUGUUUCUUGGAGUACCAUGAUUCAAGGCUAUGCAUUCAAUGGAUUACCUAAACAAGCGCUAGAUCUUUUCUUUCAAAUGCAGUCUGAGAAUUUGAAGCCUGAUUGUUAUGCGAUGGUUGGUAUUCUGUCUGCUUGUGCAAAACUAGGAGCUUUAGAUUUAGGCAUCUGGGUCAGCAGCCUGAUGGAUAGACAUGAGUUCUUGUCAAAUCCCGUCCUCGGUACAGCUUUAAUUGACAUGUACUCCAAAUGCGGUAGUGUCACUCGAGCUUGGGAAAUCUUCAAAGCGAUGGAAAAUAAAGACCAUGUAGUUUGGAAUGCUAUGAUGGUUGGACUGUCCAUGAACGGGCAUGCUAAAGCUGUAUUUUCUUUGUUUGGUCUUGUGGAGAAACAUGGAAUUCAGCCUGAUGGAAACACCUUUAUGGGCCUGCUCUGUGGGUGCACUCAUGGUGGUUUUGUCAAAGAGGGGCGUCGAUAUUUCAAUAACAUGAAGCGGGUAUUCUCAAUAACUCCUUCGAUCGAGCAUUAUGGAUGUAUGGUGGAUUUGCUUGGGCGUGCAGGGUUAUUAGAUGAGGCUCAUCGGUUGAUAAACAGCAUGCCAAUGAAGCCUAAUGCUGUUGUUUGGGGUGCAUUGUUGGGUGGAUGUAGAUUGCACAAAGAUACCCACUUGGCUGAACAAGUACUGAAAAAGCUUAUUGAAUUGGAGCCAUGGAACUCAGGAAACUAUGUUCUGUUAUCAAAUAUCUACUCUGCAAGUCAUCGAUGGGAGGAAGCCGAAAAGAUACGGUCGACGAUGAAGGAGCAGCGGAUUCAGAAGAUCCGUGGCUGCAGUUGGAUUGAGAUCAAUGGAAUCGUUCAUGAGUUUUUAGUAGGAGAUAAAUCACACUCAUUAUCGGAGAAAAUAUAUGCAAAACUUGAUGUACUGGGUAGAGAAUUGAAAGCGGCUGGUCAUGUACCAACUACAGAGUUUGUUCUUUUUGACAUAGAAGAGGAAGAGAAGGAACAUUUCCUUGGUUGCCACAGUGAGAAACUAGCUGUGGCUUUUGGUUUGAUAAGCUCUCCUCCGAAUCAGGUUAUUCGUGUUGUUAAAAACCUUCGUGUAUGUGGUGAUUGUCACGGGGCCAUAAAGCUCAUUUCGAAGAUCACUCAAAGAGAGAUAAUCAUAAGGGAUACUAAUCGAUUCCAUACAUUUAUUGAUGGUUCUUGUUCUUGUAAAGAUUAUUGGUGAAAUUUGUAACUCUAAAUUUAUCAAUACGCAAUUUUGUAGGAAAUGGACGAGUUAUUUUGCCAAAAGUGACCAUAAUUCAAUGGCAA
Benincasa hispida (wax gourd) is the source of this 2211-nucleotide messenger RNA. RefSeq names its product Pentatricopeptide repeat (PPR) superfamily protein. The record is from RefSeq and is a predicted model, not a curated record. Lineage: Eukaryota; Viridiplantae; Streptophyta; Magnoliopsida; Cucurbitales; Cucurbitaceae. Gene Ontology annotation, molecular function: protein binding; RNA binding; zinc ion binding. Gene Ontology annotation, biological process: RNA modification.